AUGUUUACACAUUGCCUACGUCUAAACCUUACUCAACGAGGACUUCGCAACAUACCCCAAUUUCGGACCAGCUGUGCCCGAAACACGUUCAGCACGCUCAAAGCGACGGUUCCGGGUGGUGACGUCACGCGACGAGCGCUGCUCACGUGGCUCACCGUCGCAGUUGCGGGUAGCCUGGCCCCGCGCGCGUGCAACGCGGCUGCAGGUACAGCGCUGACGAAGAAGCUGUACCCAAAGCCUGGUUACAACGUUGAGGAGCAGUUUGAGGCGCCGCCUCUUUCCGAACAGGACGUGGCUCGUGUCCAAAAGCAGCUGGCUGCGUUGCGUGAGUAUCGGCAGGCUGUCAGCGACAUAAGUGCAAAGUUCGAGGCAGCCCCUGACACCUACGACGUGCUUGGAGAGCUUGAGCGGGUAUUUCGGUACGACACUUUGCGAAACGUGCUUAACGUUGUUGCCGAUACGAACUUCGAUGAAGAGGUACAGAAACGCACGGAUCGUCUGGUGCGGAACAUACUUCAGGACCUUAGCGAGUUAGAGACGGCGGCGCGUAUACGUGGCAACCAAGGCCGUCGAACACCACGCAAAACUGAUGCGGUUCGCAAAUGGCUGCGUACGUUUUCGACGGACAUGGAUCGUCUCUUGGCGUAUUAUCCGAAGGCAAAAGCAUAG
Molecule: messenger RNA, 669 nt
Organism: Cyanidioschyzon merolae strain 10D
Lineage: Eukaryota; Rhodophyta; Bangiophyceae; Cyanidiales; Cyanidiaceae
Exons: 1
Coding region: 1-669 (222 amino acids)
Source: RefSeq, a predicted model, not a curated record